AUGGAGGCACAGCAUUCAGAGCAUGGACACAUCAUUGAGAUAUGCACUGAUAUACCUUCGGCGGAGCGUUCAUAUGGAGGGAGCAAGGUAUGUGAGGGUGCAACAUGCGGCUUUUCAGAUGCCAGAACAAGCUCGAGGGACGCGAAAGAGCGUUCAGCCUCCAUGAAGAAGCUCCUUGUUGCAGUUGCCCUCUGCGUGAUAUUUAUGAGCGUAGAAGUUGCAGGUGGCAUCAAAGCCAAUAGCUUGGCCAUACUCACAGACGCAGCUCAUCUGCUGUCUGAUGUUGCCUCGUUUGCUAUUUCUCUGUUUUCUCUGUGGGCUGCGGGGUGGGAGGCAACCCCACGCCAGUCGUAUGGUUUCUUCCGGAUAGAAAUACUCGGGGCACUUGUAUCGAUUCAGCUGAUAUGGCUUCUCACGGGGAUUCUUGUGUACGAAGCAAUUGUCCGGCUCGUGCAGAACACGGGUGAGGUUCAGGGGUUUCUGAUGUUUCUGGUCUCGUCUUUUGGUUUGCUGGUGAAUAUCGUCAUGGCCCUCCUGCUCGGUCAUGAUCACGGCCAUGGCCAUGGCCAUUCGCAUGAUCAUGGCCAUGGUCAUCAUGGGAACGAUGAUCAUCAUCAUCAUCAUGAUCAUGGUUCUGAGGACGAGCACUCGCAUGUCCAUGGAGUGACCGUUACCCGAUAUGACAGCCAUCAUCAUCAGCAUUCGAGAUUUAACGAGCAUCAUCAUCCUCCCGGUGGAAACCCGGCCGAGCCUCUUCUCAGUACAUCACACGAGGGCGAAAGCAAGCCGGACAAAGACGGUCAGGAAGCGAAAAAGACGAAAAAGCUCCGGAAUAUAAACGUGCAGGGGGCCUAUCUCCAUGUUUUGGGAGACUCGAUACAGAGCGUGGGGGUCAUGAUUGGUGGGGCCGUAAUCUGGUACAAGCCCGAGUGGAAGAUAAUCGACCUCAUUUGUACCUUGGUUUUCUCUGCCAUCGUCUUAGCCACCACGAUUAGGAUGCUGAGGAACAUUCUGGAAGUUCUCAUGGAGAGCACACCAAGGGAGAUAGAUGCCACGAUGCUCGAGAGGGGUUUGUGUGAGAUGGAGGAGGUUGUUGCCAUUCACGAGCUGCAUAUUUGGGCGAUAACUGUCGGGAAAGUGUUGCUGGCUUGCCAUGUCAAGGUUAAGCCCGAGGCAGAUGCUGAUAUGGUGCUGGACAAGGUUAUUGAUUACAUUAAGAGGGAGUAUAAUAUUAGUCAUGUCACGAUUCAAAUAGAAAGAGAGCAGAUCCCGUGA
This is a messenger RNA of Striga hermonthica, 1275 nucleotides long. NCBI's taxonomy places the organism in Eukaryota, Viridiplantae, Streptophyta, Magnoliopsida, Lamiales, Orobanchaceae. The record is from the annotation of a GenBank genome assembly.